UAUUAAUAAUAAUAAUAAUAAUAAUAAUAAUAAUAAUAAUAAUAAUAAUAAUAAUACGCGUGUAUGUCACUUUAAUGCUUGAUAAUAGUCACCUUGUAUUGCAUUUAGUUAAACCACUCCCUUUUCGAUUUCUUGCACGUUUAUAUUCAUACAUAUAUCGGCACUGUGUUAGCAUACAAAGAAAAGAAAAAAAAAGUUGACCCAUGAAAAACAGAUCAUCGUUUUUCUUUUUCCUAGUCCGUCUCAUUUUGUAGGGAAAACAGAAUGCGUUUUUUAUUUCAGCUUCAAGUUUGCUACUUAUCACGUCAUAAAGCUGACAGCCUCACACCAAAUCAGAUUGCGGGACGUGAAGAGAGCCCUAAGGCGUCACAGAGAGUGGAGUUAGGUUCGUGCUCACCUCCUCAGACUGCACAGCCCUAUUUAAAGGUCCGGGGAGCUUUCAUUUUAAAGUCCCUCUUCAUCCCACCCUGCAAGAUGAGCGCCAUUCUUUCAUGCCAAGACCAGUGCUUUGUAGGGGGCCAGGGCUAUGAUUGCCCCUAUUCCGUCUCGACGUCAGCAGCCAAUGUUGAUGUUUCCAAGGAAACACUGGUCUCUUUCUGGGCUGCUGGUCUCCUGGACAACAGAGCCUGCCAGCACGAGCCACAGUCGCAGCAACUCUAUUAUGAGCUGGACUCUGGCAUUCAAGAGGACUUCAUUUGGACAGAUCACUUGUCCCCACAAUUGCAAAGAAACCAGCAGCUUCAGGAUACUUUGUUACAAAAAGAAGAAGAACUGGCGAGGUUACAUGACGAAAACAACAAACUGAAGGAAUAUUUAAAUUCUACUUUUGUCAAGGGCUUGGAGGAAAAAGCUAAGAUACUUUUGCACAAUGGUCCUGGAGUGGAUUCCAGGCCCAGAAAUAAGAGGAGGAGGGUGCUGGGGGAUGAGGGUGUGCACGCUUCCACUGCCAGUCAGCUGUUACCUGGCAGCUCCCUAAAGAAAGCCUGCAGGAACCUGUCCCUGGAGUUCUGCACUGCCGAGGAGCUGGCUCACACUCCUCCCGUCGACUCGUGGGUCCUCCAGACCCUUGGACUGAAGGACGUUGACACCAUCGACCAUUCAGCUAACUACAGUGAUCUCCUGACCUCGCUCGACGAUCACAAUGCCCUCCACGCUGCCGGGGCGAUGGACUACAACAACGCUGGCCGUGUGUCAUCACCACUGGGAUACUGCCCUGAUACCGGGGUGGGAGUGGAGUACACGGGCAGUCCAUGCAGCUUAGAUUCCUGCUACCUCUCUCUGCUCCCCUCCUCCUCCUCCUCCUCCUCUCCACAGGCUCAAUCCACGCCUCUGCCGAGCAGCGCCACACCCUCCCCGUUUAAAUCCCCUUACAGCGUAGAAGUUUCCCGCAAUAAAACCGAAGUUGCCUUUACCAUGUCCCUCAACCCCCACCGCAAUGUGAAGACUCACAGCUUCGACCAGGGGCAGGCUUUUGUGUGCAGAGAUGAGCAGGCUGGCUGGAAGUUCACAUGGGUCCCCAAACAAUCGCAGUAAUUAUAGCCUGUUGCAUUAGCACUGCCAUCUGAAGGACAAAGUCUUUACUGUUUACAUUAUAUCGAUGCACUUCAAUUUGCCUGGGUGAAAUGUUUUUUUUUUUUUUUUACUUCUUCACUUUUUAUUUUGUAUUAUUAUUGUUAUUAUUUUAUUUAUAGUCCGGGUGAAUGAAUGACCCAGCCCAAGUUAAUUACAACGCCUAAACUUUUAAAAAAGCGUGGAGAAAGACUUUAGCACAUUUACAGAUACCUAGGCGGAACGUUACAGAAACUGAAAUCAGACAGUAAUAAAUGCGUACCGCCUGACUCGAAUAAAAUACAUUGGAGAAAACAAAAAGGCAUUUUAAUAUUGUAUUAGACAUCUAACUGCUAAUUUCUGUUAUUUAAACUGCCAAAGGUCACAGUUUUUUUUUUGGUUUAUUUUUGCACUGCUAAAGAACAUGCAAAACGAAAUCUAACAGAUCUCACUGUAUGUGCCUAACACUGCCUUAACAGCCUGGUCACUU
Acipenser ruthenus (sterlet) is the source of this 2038-nucleotide messenger RNA. RefSeq names its product geminin coiled-coil domain-containing protein 1-like. The transcript is spliced from 5 exons. Lineage: Eukaryota; Metazoa; Chordata; Actinopteri; Acipenseriformes; Acipenseridae. The record is from RefSeq and is a predicted model, not a curated record. Bases 265 to 1533 code for a protein of 422 amino acids. Gene Ontology annotation, cellular component: nucleus. Gene Ontology annotation, biological process: negative regulation of DNA replication; negative regulation of cell cycle.